UCCAAAAGUGUGACCCUUUCACAACCCUAAUAAUAAUCUUACGCACUUUUAUUUGAAAAUAAUAAUAAUCUUUCGCACUUUGUAAAGACCAAAAUAGAAAUAGAACAUAGUUGAAAUGAAACCUACUCCUAAAAAGUUGUAAAAAAAAAAACUACUAAAAAUUCUCUUCCUCCGACCGCCAUAAACUCUCCUACUUUUUCUUCUUUCAUGGCCCGAAGAUCCGCUCCAUCCCUUUUAAGACACCUUAUCGAUCCCUCCACUCGGAUAAACCCUAAAAUUCAAUCGAAUCCAUGGCUUUCAAACUCAAGAUCCGUCACCUACAUGCCCCGUCCUGGAGAUGGAGCUCCACGAAAAGUCACCUUAAUUCCGGGUGAUGGUAUCGGACCUUUGGUAACAGGAGCGGUGGAACAAAUCAUGGAGGCCAUGCAUGCGCCAGUUUUCUUCGAGAAGCAUGAAGUAUUUGGGAACAUGAAGAAGAUUCCAGAAGAAGUGUUGGAUUCUAUUAGGAAGAAUAAGAUUUGUUUGAAAGGUGGUUUGGCUACUCCUGUUGGUGGUGGUGUUAGUUCUUUGAAUAUGCAAUUGAGAAAAGACCUUGAUUUGUAUGCUUCUUUGGUUAAUUGUGUUAAUCUUAAAGGAUUACCAACUAGGCAUAAGAAUGUUGAUAUUGUUGUUAUUAGGGAGAAUACUGAAGGAGAGUAUUCUGGUCUUGAACAUGAGGUUGUUCCCGGCGUUGUUGAGAGCCUUAAGGUGAUAACAAAGUUUUGCUCAGAGCGCAUUGCAAAGUAUGCAUUCGAGUAUGCUUACCUCAACAACAGAAAGACCGUGACUGCUGUACACAAAGCCAACAUCAUGAAGCUGGCAGAUGGCCUUUUCUUAGAAUCUUGUAGAGAAGUUGCUAAAAAAUAUCCAGGGAUCAAGUACAAUGAGAUCAUUGUGGACAAUUGCUGCAUGCAGCUUGUAUCGAAGCCUGAACAGUUUGAUGUCAUGGUGACACCAAAUCUAUAUGGGAAUCUCGUGGCAAAUACUGCUGCAGGUAUAGCUGGUGGUACUGGAGUAAUGCCUGGAGGCAAUGUGGGAGCAGAAAAUGCUGUUUUUGAACAAGGUGCCUCAGCAGGAAAUGUUGGAAGUGACGAAAUCGUAAAAGAAAAGAAAGCCAACCCAGUUGCUCUUUUGCUCUCAUCUGCCAUGAUGUUAAGACAUCUCCAAUUUCCGUCUUUUGCUGAUCGAUUGGAGACUGCUGUAAAAAGAGUGAUAGCCGAGGGCAAGCAUCGAACGCCAGAUCUGGGAGGUGACAGCACUACCCAAGAGGUGGUUGAUGCAAUCAUAGAAUCUCUUGACUAAGGUUCUCCCUGGUUUCCAACUUUAAAGCCAGGCCUAAUUUUUAUGGCAUCUGCUUGCAGAACUGUCCAUAUCAUUAAGAUCUUCUCAGCAUUGGCAAAAUACUUUGAUUUUAGUAAUAAUUUUUCAAAUUGAAUUAAUGAUUGAAAGGUACAAAGCAUUUCGAUGAAAUACGACAUUUAUCAGUUCAAGUGGAAGCUCUCAGAUACUGUUUCUUCGUUCUCCACCGUUGAAGAUGUGGUUUGCCCCGUACGACACUGGGAAAUGAUGUAUAUUCUUUAUGUAAUCGUUUAAAAGUUACAGCGAAGCGCUGAAAACUAUGAGUUUUACAUUAUGGUAACUGCGAAUUCGUGCUUUAGACUUUUAUGAGUAAGUAAGCUGACAGCACCUGUAUAAUGAAACAUCAGGCCUUGCAGAGUUGUGAGGUACAAGUAUUUUUCUGAGUUAUAGCAAUAAAGUGAUGAAAUUUUCAUA
This is a messenger RNA of Amaranthus tricolor (Joseph's coat), 1812 nucleotides long. Its product is annotated as isocitrate dehydrogenase [NAD] regulatory subunit 3, mitochondrial-like. Gene Ontology annotation, molecular function: isocitrate dehydrogenase (NAD+) activity. Bases 208 to 1341 code for a protein of 377 amino acids. Gene Ontology annotation, biological process: isocitrate metabolic process; tricarboxylic acid cycle. The record is from RefSeq and is a predicted model, not a curated record. Gene Ontology annotation, cellular component: mitochondrion. Lineage: Eukaryota; Viridiplantae; Streptophyta; Magnoliopsida; Caryophyllales; Amaranthaceae. The transcript is spliced from 4 exons.